Molecule: messenger RNA, 869 nt
Organism: Aedes albopictus (Asian tiger mosquito)
Lineage: Eukaryota; Metazoa; Arthropoda; Insecta; Diptera; Culicidae
Product: transcriptional activator protein Pur-alpha-like
Exons: 2
Coding region: 68-439 (123 amino acids)
Source: RefSeq, a predicted model, not a curated record
AUGGGAACUUCGUUAGAUCGAUAAGCGCACGAUACGGAGUUGCUGAAAGCCUAAAAUCUGUCGACAAAUGGGCGGAAAAGGUAAGAAAAAGCCCGCCGGAAAGCCAGGUGGUAAAGAAUCGGGAGAUAAAUCUCCCGCUGGCAGUGCAGGUGGAGGUGGUGGUGGUAGCGGUGGCGGCGGAGGAGGCGGUUCAAGCGCUGCCGGUGGCGGCGAAGACGACGAAGUGGACGAAGAGGAAUCGGAAGCCAAGCCGAAGAAAGGCAAGGGAAAGAAGGGCAAAGGCAAGGGCAAGGGAUCGUCCAAGUUUCAGGGCGAUCUUUUUAGCGAAGCCGCCAUGGAGAACGCGUACUAUGUGUGUCAUAACAUUCAGGACGUCCUGAAGUCGCGCGGUUUUGCAUGGCCCGAAGGGCAGAAAAAGAAAAAGAAGGGCAAAAAGUAAUCGAAGGCAGUGGUGGCUGGUAAACGCCUUCGUUUGCCAAUGCCAAGGGAGCGGUAUUUCGAAUGCAAAGAGCAGCGAAAUCUCCGACUUCGAAAGCGUGCGUGACACGCGGGUAGUCUACGCGUAGGCGAAUGGUGAUCGACUCAACGAAACGUGAUAUUGGGGUGGGAUAGUGUUUGUGUAACUUAUAAGCUUGUGUAUAGAAACAAAUGUAAUGAGAGAAUGCAAAUAAAAAGAUAAGCUUAUAAUGUAUUUAGUUUGUUUUGGAACGCCAAGCGGGUCGACUGUUUCAAAUCUGUUGAUCUUGUUUACAUGACUUACGCAGAUGACAAUGUUCCGAGAUAACUCUGCUACAUGUCGUUACACAAUACAUAAUAAGUUAUAUGUAACUAUCAAUAUGUUAAUAAAAUUGUAUCUAUUAUUGUUUGAA